AUGGAUCGCUUCCUCUCCCCCCAGAGCCCCGAGGCACUCGCCCACACCUACCUAACGGAGAAUUGGUUUAGCUGGGAUACCGCCCAUCCAUCGCUGGACGAAACAUUGAUCGCUGGAUGCGCCACGUACGAAGCGUUCCAGCGUUAUCUCAACGGCACAGACCUCUACCUGGUGCCACGUUCGAGGAGUGAGCUGGAGAGUGUGUUGAGGAGAUACGCCUAUGAUACCAUACACAACACCAUUGCGAAGGCACGUUCGCCGCUUGAGCGUGGCGGCUACAGCCGCGCGUGUUUUCUUGUUGAGAAGUCUAUCAGCAAGGUUCUCGACGAGAAUGACAACGCGUCUGCUCUCCUUGAGCUUCACUCCUCGGGUCACAACAACACCAUUGGCUCCGAUAUGAACACGACUGCUGCGACGAGGUCUAUCAAGAUCAAGUAG
Messenger RNA from Sparassis crispa, 438 nucleotides. RefSeq lists its product as hypothetical. Bases 1 to 438 code for a protein of 145 amino acids. The transcript has 4 exons. The record is from RefSeq and is a predicted model, not a curated record. NCBI's taxonomy places the organism in Eukaryota, Fungi, Basidiomycota, Agaricomycetes, Polyporales, Sparassidaceae.